AUGCCUUCGUACCACUCUUGGGGGCCGCAUGGCCAACACUCCAGACUGCCACCAACUCCUCCAGAGUAUCAGAACGACUACCUCACUCCCAUGAGCGCAGUCUCCGAGAGAGGCUUCUACCAACAACAGAACUACCUCCCCCGACGGUCACUAUCCAGCAGAGAAUAUAGUGAUAGGUACCAGGCACCCCCGGCAUACACUGCUCAACAACCCCUGGCUAGUCAAGUCGCUCGUCUAGGACAUGCCCAAGGAACCCAGGAAUACCCUUAUCCUCAAGCAUACCCUCAGACGGCUGCACAAUAUGGGUAUGCUCCCGUUGGUGCACCCGUCUUGCCGCCUAUCCGUGUCGGCGACUCAAUGGAUUUCUCUGGGCACUUCACCCAGCAAUCCGCUGAAUCAAGCCUCAAGGAAGAGAAGCCGACUGGAGGGGUUGCGCAACAUCUUGACUAUGACAUGGAUCUGAUGUCGAACUUUGUUGCCGAAAUGUCCCAGAAACUGGUUGCACCGGAAUCCUCUCCGUCCUCCCAAUUUCGGAAAUACGUCUCGCAGAUACUGUCAUCAACUCGACUGCCAAGCUCCACCAUCAUGUUGGGUCUCUUUUAUCUAGCUUCUCGUAUGAGCCAGCUCAACGAACGAGGCCAGUCAACAUCAUCCUCCGGCACUGUCUAUCGCAUGCUCACCACCUGCCUCCUCCUUGGUAGCAAAUUCCUUGACGACAACACAUUUCAAAACAGAUCAUGGGCUGAAGUCAGUAGCAUCCCUGUUCAAGAGCUCAAUGUGAUGGAAAUCCAAUGGCUCACCGACUUCAACUGGGAGAUUCACGGUAUGAUGUACGAUAAAGAGGAGGGUUUCUUCAUGUGGGUAGAGCAUUGGCAUGCCUACGAAGAAAAGGCUCAGCUUGCCAAAGCGAAAGAGUUGCAGAAACUGGCUCCAAUCGAGACCAACAUUCGCCGCAGUCGAUCUCUGCACAGCCAACCACUGAUGUCUCCGGAAGGACCCAUUCCACCUCAAUACCAACAAGGCUCGCAGUACGAUACCCGCUGGGUUCAACCAUACAUCUCCGAGUAUUCACCGCCGUCUGCACCACAUAGCGGACCUGCAACACCUGACUAUUACACUCCGUCAUGGUCGUACACGCCUACAAGUGCCUCCUUUGGCCGCCAGUCAUAUCACUCCAACACCGCCUCAGCAUACGCUGCACAACGUAGUCAACUCCCAUCUUGGGGCCAUACGUAUGGCUAUGCAAGCAUCACGCCAAGUUGGAUGGCGCACGGCCAUGGUCUGCACGCAAAGCAGUCAGAUUAUUACUUCAGUCAUACCGGAUACCCACUGCAGACUGUGGUCGGUUAA
Molecule: messenger RNA, 1350 nt
Organism: Exophiala spinifera
Lineage: Eukaryota; Fungi; Ascomycota; Eurotiomycetes; Chaetothyriales; Herpotrichiellaceae
Exons: 2
Coding region: 1-1350 (449 amino acids)
Biological process (GO): regulation of cyclin-dependent protein serine/threonine kinase activity
Cellular component (GO): nucleus; cyclin-dependent protein kinase holoenzyme complex
Molecular function (GO): cyclin-dependent protein serine/threonine kinase regulator activity; protein kinase binding
Source: RefSeq, a predicted model, not a curated record